AUGGACAGAAAGUCUGCUAGAAUAAAAGCAGAGUUGCAAAGAUAUGGUUGGAGAGUUUCGAAGAAGUUUAAAUAUAGGAAGGGAAGACCCAUAAAAGUCUAUGACAAAUUGUCUGGUCUUCGCUACGAAAUGGAUUUGGAAACAGCACGUGCAAAUUAUCCAAACAGACUAGAGAGGUUAGAAGAAGAACGUCUUAUGGACAUGCCUUUCGAUGUUAGUGAACCUCAAGUUGAAGGACACGACGGCUUUGCCAGAUUCUACUGGAAACAUGACGAACAAUUGCAUCCUUUGAGAAGGAAAAAAGGAAAAGGUGAAGACGCACAUGUUCCCAUGGAAAGAACAAGAUAUGCAUAUGAGAAGUACCGUGAAGUUAGAAGUCAAAUUACUUCUGGUCGAACCUUUACAGUAAACUUUGACGAAGGAAAGAACAAAGAAGGCUUCAUGGGUGUACUUGCUGCCAUACAAGACGGAAAUAAGAAAGGACACAAUCUCAGAUUGACCAUAACAAAUUUGGAUGGUCACAUUUACUAUGCACAUGGCAAUGUCACAACAGCCGCACAACUUCUUGACGCUUUCAAGACUACAAAGAGAGAACAAAUGGUUGACUCCGACUCAGACAUUUUGAAUGCAAUUGAAGGAAUUGCAAGUGUCAAGUUCGAAUGGUACCAACCUAACCCUCAAGCAGUCAGACAACAUGCUGGAUACUUCCCGUUCAGAAACUUGUUUGUUAGAUGA
Messenger RNA from Trichomonas vaginalis G3, 735 nucleotides. RefSeq lists its product as uncharacterized. The record is from RefSeq and is a predicted model, not a curated record. NCBI's taxonomy places the organism in Eukaryota, Parabasalia, Trichomonadida, Trichomonadidae. Bases 1 to 735 code for a protein of 244 amino acids. The transcript has a single exon.